CAGUCAGAAAGGAAAGAAGUUCGGUCGAAGUGUGAUGGUAGUGCAGUGACUAGGCACGUCCACCGUCGUUGUCGUUGUCGUUGUCCCGUCGAGUUUGAGGAAGCAAAGACAAGAGGAAAAAAAAUCGGAGUGCUAAAGUGCGUUUUUCAUGUUUUUUUCGGAAUUGGAUUCGAUCAGUUUGGUGGAUUUUGCGCUCAGUACUAGUCGUCGGAUCGGAUCCGUCCGAAAUUCCGGGUGUGGAAACGGGAAAAGCGUAAUCGCCAAUACUAGCUGUGUCCAGUUGUCGGGAAAGAUUGCAGGGAAUAUAAUGGAGUGAGCAACGGGAGGAACGCGCUAUUAGUAAGCAAGUGACAGGGAAAAAACCCGAGCAAGUCAAUUCAUAAAAAUGGUGGACAGUGGUUGACAUUCUUCGGUUGAAUGUUGUCUUCAUCGCUGUUGGUUGCUUUUUGUUGUUGUUGUUAUUCGUCGACAUCAUCAUCGUCAUCAUCGCUUGUGUGCCGUAUGUGCGCGAAGGGAUGACAGCAUAAUCGUCUCACAGCAGGAAGAAGAAGAAUAAGUAGAACGAAUCCAUAGAGUGUAACAAUUCUGGGUUUGAUAGUCUGAAGAAGAUCGACCAAAAGGAUAGCCGAAAGAAGAGGCAUACAUUAUUAAUUGGAGCUGUGCUGUGGAGGAACCCAGAAGCAGCAGUAGUUCGAGACGCAGACGGCAGCGCGUGGCGGCAGGUGGAGAGACGUAGCGUAAAUUGGUAGCAGGAAUCAUCCACCGAAAUGUCACGGCUAGCCGAUUAUUUUGUGAUUGUCGGAUACGAUCAUGAGAAAGAACGAACCGGCUCUCGAACGGGCAAAAUUCUCCAGCGGUUCCCCGAAAAAGACUGGUCCGAUACUCCCUUCAUCGAAGGCAUCGAAUGGUUCUGCCAACCCCAGGGCUGGUCGUUGUCCACCGUCCGCCAGGAGCCACAGUUUUUCGUGUCGGUCCUGACCGACAUCGACGCCAACCGGCACUAUUGCGCUUGUCUGUGCUUCAACGAGACAAUCGCCAUCACACCGAGCAAACCCAUCGACGAGGAAGAGGAAGAUGACAACCUAUCACCCAGUAGUCGGGCCCUGUUGGCCGCCUCCAGUGGUCCACCCUCCAUAACCCACCACAGUAUCAUGUACGCCCCGAAAUGUUUGGUCAUAGUUUCCCGGUUGGACUACAUUGAAACGUUUCGGAACUGUCUAGGGACGAUCUACACGGUGUACUUGGAGAGCUUAAAGUUCCACCUGCACCAUCUGAUCGGAAGCAUACUGGGAUGCAUUCAGGUUCCACCUCCGGGUGGACCUCAGGUUCGCUUCUCCAUAGGAGCAGGGGACAAACAAGUCCUGCAGCCUCCCAUUUCUCCCACCAUCCCCGUGACGGGGUCCUGCGUUAGUCUUCUGUUCCACCAGCUGGGCAUCAAAAAUGUGAUGCUUCUGUUCUGCGCCGUCAUGACCGAGCACAAAAUUCUCUUCCAUUCGACGAGCUACUCCCGGUUGACCGACAGUUGUCGAGCGCUGACCGCCCUGAUGUAUCCAUUCCGCUACAGUCAUGUGUACAUUCCGAUCCUGCCAGCAUCGCUGGUGGAAGUAUUAUCCACACCGACGCCCUUCAUCAUGGGCAUCCAUAGCUCGAUGCAAACGGAAGUGACCGAAGUGCUCGAUGUGAUCAUUGCCGAUCUGGACGGCGGAUCGAUUCACAUUCCGCAAUCGUUGGUACCGCCACCGGCCGAACUACCGAAGGCGCUGCGAGAGGCGACCGAGAGUGCCCUGCAACAGGUCUUGCACCCGGAGCUGACGCGAGCCGACUUGGCAUUCCCGCCGAACAAUAUCAACAACAAUGGGUAUAACUUUCGGGAGCAGAAGAGUGACGAAAUGCUAGAUAAGGAAAUUCGGGCCGUGUUCAUGAGGUUGUUUGCCCAGCUGUUGCAAGGAUACCGAUCCUGCUUGACGUUAAUCCGGAUAAAUCCAAAACCGAUCAUUCAGUUUCAUCGGGCGGGCUUCCUGGGGGCGAGAGAUUUAGUCGAUUGUGAUUUCCUGUCACGGGUUUUGGAUAGUAUGUUCUUUACGGGAUUUGUAACGGAGCGAGGGCCACCCUGGAGGCCGUGUGACGCGUGGGACGAACUGUACAGUGCGAUGAACGAUUUGCUCAAACAAGAACUGCAAGAUCCGGUCUUGGUGUUGAUCCACAUCCAGGAACUGGGCAAGCAGUUGUAUACCAACGAGAAUCCAAGUCCCCAGUCGUACCAGCAAAAGAUCCUGAGGCCACCGGAAGGUGCAUUUGCCAGAAUACAUCAACCCCCGAUGCCGCUGAUCGAUUCGCAAGAAGUCCAAAAUGUCAUCAACGAAGGUUUGGCGGCGAACGACCUGCAGGCAAGACUGCAGACUAUUCGACCUCCCCAGAGGAUAGUUCCGAUGGGACCUUAUCUGAAACCGGUUCUCGAACUACGACCAGUGGUGAAUAACAGUGCUCGAAAGUUGGAAGUGUUGAAGAACUGCAUCAGUUGCAUCUUCGAUAACAAGAUCACCGAGGCGAGGAAAAGUUUUCCGGCUGUUCUUCGGAUAUUGAAACAACGGGACGCCCGGUUAACGCUUUGCAGGGAGUUGGCAAAGAUCGCUCACGGAAACAAACAGCUAGAUCAUCAACAGUUCGACCUGGUAGUGAAACUGAUGAACCGAGCCUUGCAGGACGACUCUUCCAAGGACGAAUACGGAGUUGCGGCUGCAUUACUUCCGCUUUCGACAACGUUCUGUCGGAAACUUUGUACCGGAGUGAUACAGUUUGCCUACACCUGCAUUCAGGAUCAUCCGGUGUGGAAGAACCAGCAGUUCUGGGAAGAUGCCUUCUACCAUGACGUGCAGAACUUCAUUAAAGAGCUAUACCUCCCGCGUCAAAAUUCGGAAAAGUCGUACAGUAGCUGGGCGACGGACACUAACGGACUGGUCCAUUCGACAUCCCGCGACAAACUGGACCGAUCGACGCUGCUUUCACGAGCACAGGAACCUUCUGCGCUGGAGAUCGCAGCCGAUCAAAUGCGAAUCUGGCCCACCGUAGAUCCAGACAAGCAGCAGGAGCUGAUCAGUUCCGAAGAGAAGACCCUCUACAGUCAAGCAAUCCAUUAUGCUAACCGGAUGGUGUUCCUGCUGAUACCACAGGACGUGAAUCAAGGUGGUCGUGUUCAGAAAUUGGACUCGCAUACCGACGACUGCGCCAGUGUGUCGAACAGUGUGAUAGAAUCGCAUAGUCACAGCGAUCAUAGCGACGAAGGCUUCGAAGAUAACGAUCCUAGCGAGGUGGGCUCGCAAGUGGCUAAGAUGGUCUGCAAGUUCAUCGAUCGAGUCUGCAACGAAGGUAAUGUGACCCCCGAGCAUCUGCGGAAUCUUCACCAAAUGGUUCCCGGCGUGAUACAAAUGCACAUUGAAACACUGGAAUCCGUUAACCGGGAAGCUAAGCGGAUACCUCCGAUCCAGAAACCCAAACUGCAGUUCCCCAACUUCCUGCAAGGUGAAGAGCUCGUCGGUGAUCCGAUGCGAGUGUACCUGCUCGCUGAUGGCCGCGAAGAGAAAGAAGUGGGAACGUCGAAUCUCCUCCCGGCGGAGGGUGCUCUCUAUCUUACCAACUACCGUAUCGUGUUCAAGGGAUGCCCGUGCGAUCCGUACUGCUGCGAGCAGAGUGUAGUACGGGCGUUCCCAAUUUCCUCGCUUACCAAAGAAAAGCGACUCACGGUGAUCUAUCUGCAGCACUUGGAGCAGGUCCUGCAGGAAGGUAUGCAACUGCGGUCCUGUACCUUCCAGCUAAUCAAAGUGGCAUUCGAUGAGGAAGUGAUUGCCGAUGCGAUCGAGACCUUCCGGAAGACGAUACACCGAGUGCGGCAUCCGGAGGACGAGUUUGGACAUUUCGCGUUUGCCACGACCCACGGAAUCGCGAAUCCUACCCCACUGCACAAAGUCAAGGAGAAGAACGCUACGUUGAAGGACUUUGCGAAGAAGACGCUGCUGAGGACUGCGAAAAAAGCUGGCUUCAAACAGAAAGGUGUGACCAAGCGGAAAUACAUCCUACCGGGAGCGGACUUUGAGGAAUCCUACGGAAACAGUGCAAUGGGGAUCAACGAGAAUCCAGAAGACGAAGACGGAUCGGAUGACGGAGCAGAUACCAUGCCACGGGUAACGGCGAAGGACGUGGAAAGACUGAAGGAACGAAGCUAUGUCAAAGAUUUUCUUCGGGUGGGAUUGGGUGACGUGCAGGCGGGCUACCGAAUAAGUUCGAUAAACUGUAACUACAGCUUGUGUCGGACGUAUCCGGCAAUACUGGUUUGUCCGAAGGAUUUUUCCGACGAUAGCUUGAGGAACCUGUCCCGCUGUUACAAACACCAUAGGAUACCGGUCGCAACGUGGAGACACAAAAAUGGAGCUACCCUGCUAAGAGGCUCAGUGCCCCUUGCCAAAGGUGUCAUGGGAAUGCUCAAAGGACAUCCCGGAUCUUCGAAUACCUCGGCAGAUUCCGCAAGCUUUCAGGAACAAGACCGUUACUUCGUUUGUGUCAUCAAAACUACUCCUCACACUCGUCCGAUACGGCAUACGGGUAACUUCUCUGACUCUAACCUCUCCCUAGACUCGCUAGCCCUAGCAGCCAACGGUCUGAUGACUCGGACGGAUAACUCAACCCUAACCCCGGACAUCAGCCGUAGGAACAACGCCGGCCUGUACUCAAUCAACAACUCAUCCUUCUCCAGCUUUGGAGCACUUCGGUCCAACCCUAAGCAGAACAAAUGGGGUUCCCUGAAACCCGGUGGCCAUACAAGCGCCGCCACCUUGCGGGACUACAACAACUGGGAUCAACCCCAGCAAUACACCAUCCAACGCGUGCCAUUAUACUUCCUCGGUGAGAAAUCUCAAUCCAAAUCAGCCAAGCUGUCGGAAAUGUACGCCGAGUUCAUCCCCGUGGACUAUACCGACGUACGACACUCGCGAACCGCUUUCAAAAAACUAAUGCGAGCCUGUCUUCCUUCCUGCGUAAACACCGAACCCGACCAAACCUUCUCCAAGCUGGUAGAGCAGUCCGAUUGGCUGCAACAGAUCCGAGGGCUUCUGCAGCUCUCCGGUGCCGUCGUUGAUCUCAUGGAUCUACAGGAAUCCAGCGUAACCCUUGCCUUGGAGGACGGUUGGGAUGUAACCGCCCAGAUUUCAUCACUUGCUCAACUAUGUCUCGAUCCCUACUACCGAACCAUCGAUGGUUUCCGAGUUCUAAUCGAGAAGGAAUGGCUAGCCUUUGGUCAUCGAUUCGGUCACCGCAGUAAUCUCAAACCAAACAGCAGUUCCGGUUCACCGUUUGCUCCGACCUUCCUACAGUUCCUAGACGCCGUUCAUCAGAUCCAGUCUCAGUUUCCCCUCGCAUUCGAGUUCAACGAAUUCUACCUGCGCUUCCUAGCGUAUCACCACGUGAGUUGCCGUUUCCGUACGUUCCUUUUCGAUUGUGAACUGGAACGGGUAGACUACGGCAUAACUGCCAUUGAUGACAAGCGUGGAUCACUCAACUCGCACCACAAGCAUGUCGUGGAGACCCUGACCGUAUCCGACGACGAUAACAUCUACCCUGGUGGCCUUGGCGUCGGUGGAGGUGGCCGCGGAAACCACGCUUCCAACACCCAAAAAUUCGGACCCUCGCUCUUCGAUUACAUCGAACGGCAGCACGCUAAGAAUCCGAGCUUCUACAACUUUAUGUACACUCCGGACCCGGAACGGCAAGUCCUUCGACCGCAAAGUUCCAUCUCAGUUCUGGAGGUAUGGUCGUAUUACCUGGACGAGGAACUAGCCCAAGGACCACCGUACGAUCCGGAACUGCUGAAUAACGACAACCUGGACGAUGACUGUGAUUACGUCAGUACGGGAAGUCUGGCCAACAAGCAUCCUCGGCGUAAGGUGGUCUCAGUGGGGUACGACAGCCUGAACAAGUACGAUGCAGAUGCGUUCUCGAGGUUGCUGGAAGAGCUGAAGAACGCCGAAGCCGAGCGGGGAUUGUUGCCGCAGAAGUGGCGCCAGGUUUGGGACAAACUUGAACUGCCACAUUCGGACUCGCUGACCCGGCACGCGUCGUUUAGCAGUGCCCUGGUGAGAUCGCACGGUCGACUGCUGCACAAGAGAUCUACACUGGAGAUCAUCAUGCGCGGUCGUCAGGUCGGGUACUAUCAGGAGAACUUCCUGCAUCCUCAUCGCUUCGAGAAGCAUGCCUACUCGGCUCCGAUCAACUGUAACCACUGUGGAAAUGUCCUGUGGGGACCACUGCUGAACGGAUUGAGAUGCGUGGACUGCGGCAACACCUACCACGAAAAGUGUGCGGAAUCGGUGCCGAAGAACUGCACCAAGUACAAGGCCGUCGAGGGAACGCAGCCGACGUUGGCGCGCAACCAAGGGGACAAUAAUAGCGUUUCUUCCAGCGUGAAUACGACCAACACGACGAGCCAGCAUUACUACGAGCAGUACAGCAGCAAUGUAGCGGACGAUAGGACGCAUGAAGGGUAUCUGUACAAACGUGGUGCAAUAUUGAAAAAUUGGAAGCAGAGGUGGUUCGUGUUGGAUUCGCACAAGCAUCAACUGAGGUACUACGAUGCGAUGGAGGACUGCAACUGCAAGGGUUAUAUCGAACUGGCCGAAGUGCAAUCGGUUGCACAAGCACCGCCACAGGCAGUGCCAUCGAAGAAGAUUGACGAAAAGGCGUUCUUUGAUCUGAAAACGAGCCGACGAACGUACAACUUCUAUGCCUCGGACGCAACCAGCGCUCAGGAGUGGAUCGAAAAGAUUCAGGCCUGUCUGCAGUAAAGGUCGCAAAUGGCCAACAUGUAAGGACGGUAUUCACCCAUCGUUGUCAAUAAUCAUCAUCGUCUCGAUCAUAGGAAAAAAAAACAAUACAGAGAUAGUAAGUUAUAGCAAAUCACAACCAAUCAGUAAACUGAAGAAUUUCCCAACGGAUUUCGAUUGAUGGAAAGAAUAAUAAGAAACCAUACUCACUAAAUUAGAAUAUGUAAGUGAAUGCAUCAAACGGAAGGUUAGGAAAACGAAAUAAUUUCAUACAAUGGUAAAUGGAGAUGACAAUUUCAUAUCAGCAUGAUACACUAGUAAUUGUUCGGAUCGGGCUCGAAAAAAAGGCGAGAAGUUUUAUUUGUUUUAACUACCUAAAUAAUCAAUUCGGAGAAAGUGAAUACACACAAUCAGAUAAUCGAAUGGGUUAAUAGUGUUAAUGCGGAAUGAGUAACAUACGAACAACAAGAAAGGAAAUAUUUAUAUGUGCAUAUGUGUGUGUGUGUUUGUGUGCCACUUGUUACGCAGUUGAUCUUAUUAGGAUAGUAUUUUGUUUUGUUUUAGGGCAACCGAUGGUUAAGCUUUUGUUUAAGGGAUGAACGGCGAUGUACAGAUAUAGCUCAAGGCGAGAGACGUUGUGUGCGGGAUCCAACGAAAGGAACGCGCGGGAUGAUAUAUACCAAAAGAUUUUGCUUUACUUUCGAAUUUCAAUUUGUUUUCUUCAGUUUUGAUGCAUUUAUUUUGUUUCUUUCGUUCAGACUUAGAGAAAAGGCAUUCUUUUAAAAAGAACUUGUCGCUUUAUAUGUUAUACAGCGUUAUUUUUCAACCCUUUUCUAGCUUAUUUUUUCUAUGUAUUAUAAAUGUGUAAAAAUGUUUAUUCUACUCUAAUUUUUCUCUUCUUUAUAAGUGUUGAAAUGCAUUUAUUGUUAGAUUUUGAAAAGAAAAAAAAACUAUAGGUGUUAAGAGAAAGAGCUCAAAUAUUAUGUAUUAGCCAAACGAGAAGUAGGGACACUGCUCUCCAGAGAGACGCUCGAAUUUUUCCAAAAGAACGCGAUCUUAGCUGCAACCGAGUUUGAUUUCCUUCGCUUUUAGCUUCCAACAACCAACAAACACCUGUCAUGUGAUAUUCUACUUUAUACACAAUAUACUCUACUCUCUUUUGCGAGGACCAAACUCGAAAUAACCGGACAGUAUAUGAGUACGAAACGCAAAAUUCCUUAUUGUUUGUUUUUGCUGUUCUUACCGAUAGGAGAGAAAAAAUCCGAUCUCAAACGCAUACAUUUAACAUCGUAGCUCACUUGUUUAGAGCAAUUUCAGUUCGUAGUCCUAUGUCUUUUAGAGCAGAUGUAUUUACCAGUCAAACGUUCCAGUGAUGAACCAGAAGAGGAACCAUUCCCGAUCCCAGAGCCUAUUUAACGCAGUCGGGUAGCACUUUUGCACCAUCAGGUACGUACCUACUCCCAGUUAUUCCGCAUCCAGUCUUCCGGUUUUGAUUUUCUACACUGUCUACAAUAAAUUGUUCUGUAAGGUAAACAAUAGUUGAUUUCAUUUUUAACAGUUCAAAUGGAAGAUUAUCGCUGCAGAUUUGUCAUGCUUGAAAAUGAACUUACAAGGUUUGUUUACGAAAUGGAGUUGAGACCUUUUCAAACUAAAUUUAGAACACAGUUGCAAAGGGCACGGUCAGGAUCUGUUCCAAAAAUUAGAUCAAACCAGAUCCAAUUGGGACCACUGCUAAAGAUGCCCUAAGAGAUAGACACAAAUUUCUAGAUAGCGCUGGAAGUAGGGCGUAACAGCCUUUGCAAACAAUGACUUCUCUCGUUAUUUUUUAGGAAUUCAAGGCAGACAAACAUAUCCAUUGUAGAGUGGAAGUCUAACCUUACUCGCUGGUUAUGUCGAUUUGCCGGGGACAGCCAUGGCUUCGAGAAAUCAUCGAGAGAAGUAAUUGUUUACAAAAGUUGUUACGCCCUAAUUCCAGCUCUACACGGUAAAAAAAACAUCAUGUUCAUGUAAAGUGAUUUGCUGUUGAAUUUGCACUAAUUGUCAUCUUCGCGAGUUUGGCAUGCGCGUUUUUAACAUUUGCUUCCAAAAGCAAAACUAAUCAAAUUCAAUUGAUGGAAACAGUGGUGCCAAUUCAAAAGAUAAUCAUUUUGAUUUAAAGGUGUUAUACAGUACAUAUUUUCCAACGACAAAUCACUUUGUUUCACAACGUAAAUCACUUGAAAAUCAAUAAUAAAUCACUUCGAUUCGUAGUGCCGCAUGACAGACUGAGUCAAGUGCAAGAGCAUUUGGAUUAAAUGUGACAAUUUUUUACCGUGUAUCUAGAUUAUAUCUAUCUCUUAGGGCAUCUUUAGCGGUGGUCCCAAUUGGACCUGAUUUGAUCUAAUUUUUUUGGAACAGAUCCUGACCGUGCGUUAAUAGUGUUUCUUAGAGAGGGUCUAGUAUAAGAGAGAAGCGGACUGGCUGGUUUUGAGCCAAACGAACUGUCAAAGCCAGAGCCAAUCGAGCAACGCCUAUCUUGAUUGCA
Ochlerotatus camptorhynchus is the source of this 9333-nucleotide messenger RNA. It is a transcript of the gene Sbf, whose product is annotated as SET domain binding factor. Gene Ontology annotation, cellular component: membrane; cytoplasm. The coding region runs from base 768 to 6830 and encodes 2020 amino acids. The transcript is spliced from 9 exons. Gene Ontology annotation, molecular function: guanyl-nucleotide exchange factor activity. The record is from RefSeq and is a predicted model, not a curated record. Lineage: Eukaryota; Metazoa; Arthropoda; Insecta; Diptera; Culicidae.